Molecule: messenger RNA, 1623 nt
Organism: Mycena indigotica
Lineage: Eukaryota; Fungi; Basidiomycota; Agaricomycetes; Agaricales; Mycenaceae
Exons: 10
Coding region: 1-1623 (540 amino acids)
Source: RefSeq, a predicted model, not a curated record
AUGUUGCGCUCAAAAUGCGUCGAGUUACCCAUUGAUGCUGAAUCAGAAUCUCUGACGCGUGGUACACCAAGAAGUCGUGAUCACACAUGUGCGGAGCUGCAAUCUCAGUUUGCUGCAGCAACUCUCGUGGGUGGUAAAACAGACUACAAGACGAUGAAAACCGACUCUGGCGUCAAGGACACUUACAUGGAGGCCUUUUUUGACAGGAUGUUUGCUAUUUCAACAAAACCUGCUAACCUUUCACACUUCUCUGACCGGCCUCCUGCGGAGACAAAAUCAGCAUUCGACAUCAGGAUAUCGGCAAUCGACUUCAAGUUCACUCGCAAACCCACUCUCGCUCAAUUUGUCCACCCAUUCACAGCAAUGAACUAUCCCAACACUCCCAGCCAGCACAACACUUGGUCGAUGGCCAGCUCGCCUACUCCCACGCUCUAUGCAGCCUCCGCCGCUGGCAGCGAUAUCACCAUUGACAACCUCCCAACUCCAACCAACUUUGCGGACGCGCUUGCCAACUCGUUUGAUAUCUCAAUCCGGACUAUCGCGGGGACCUUCACGCCUUGGUUUGCAGCCGAACGGACUGUCGUUGCAAAUGACCUACGUACUCGCUUCAAGGGACUUCAGAUCGCCGAGCGUGUCUAUGCCUACCACGAGGACAUCAAGAGCGUGCUCCAGGAAGCUAUUAUGGCGCUCGGUCAAAACACGAGCCUGACCAACGAACAGAAGGCUAGUCCACUUGCAGCAUUAUAUCCUCUCUCAUCAUUGCGUGGAUACCUCUAUAUCCUAUAUGAAGUUAACUCAACCCGAGAAUCGUCGGUGUGCUCAGCCUUUCCAACCCGACCUGCUUACAACAAGAAACCAAGUUCAACGAUGGGAGAAAUGUUCGAUGCAGGUGAAUACCGUAUACUCACGGACAGCCCAGACCUCGUCGUCAAGUGCGCAAAAUUUCAAACUGGACACAAGUUGAAAGACAUCUCGAAUCCGGAGCUCGACGCAGAAAACCGCCCUCAAGGCAAUUGGAGAAUUCGGACCGGAAGUUUGCGAGCGCGAAGUUUUCGAUGCAGUAUCUGUAUGGGCUCCCUUGGAAAAGAAAACCUUCACGCACUUAGAAUAAAAAUCUCAACAACCUCGAGCCAGCAAUACCUGAUCACCCCACUUCGUCAUCAACCACAUCGACAACGUCAAUGGUGUACUCAAACGAGUUGUCGUCUUGAAAGAACCACCGUCACGCUCACUAACCUAUUCAAAAAAGGAGCUGCGAAACCUUCUCGGCCAUCUGCAAUGUCAAUGGAAAUGCGUCAAAAGCAACAGGAAAUGAAGGCAGUAUUUGGGAAGCGUGCACUGGCAGGAAGUGCGAUCGCGGGGCCUUCGAAUGUGGUGACAAGUGUCCGCGAAGCGCUGCUGCUGAAUCAGAAGAGAAAACAAGCAAAAAAAAGGUCCAGGAAGGACCCACAGUGCCCAAUGCAACGGACACAAAUAUUCCAAACCCGGUCACUCGUGAUUCCACGAAGACGUGACACCGGGCCAUCGCAAUCAAUUGCAGUACUCCCUCUGUUUUCGUUCUGUUUGUACCGCCGCGCGCCGGCUCAUUUUCAUUUACUUAGUGUUGUUCAACUUGUUGGGUAA